AUGGGUGAUCUUCAAGUAGUUGGUGGAAUCAAGAAACUCAACAACCAAAACUACAAUUCUUGGUCAACAUGCAUGAUGUCGUACUUGCAAGGCCAAGACUUGUGGGAAGUAGUAAACGGAAACGAGGUUACGUCUCCAGAAACUGAAGACACGAAUGGUAUCUUACGGAAAUGGAGAAUCAAAGGGGGUAAAGCAAUGUUCGCCUUGAAGAUCACAGUCGAAGAAGAUGUACUAGAGCAUAUACGUGAUGCCAAAACUCCACAGGAAGCUUGGAAUACAUUUGCCAAGCUGUUCUCCAAGAAGAAUGAUACGAAGCUCCAACUCUUAGAGUCUGAGUUGCUGUCAGUGUCACAAUGCGACAUGACGAUCUCACAGUACUUUCAUAAAGUAAAGUCGCUAUGCCGGGAGAUUUUUGAGUUGGAUCCGGAGGCUCUUAUUGGUGAUACUAGGAUGAAGCGCAUCAUCAUUCAUGGCUUGAAGCCAGAAUUUAGGAGUUUCAUUGCUGCCAUACAAGGAUGGCAAGUUUAA
Molecule: messenger RNA, 528 nt
Organism: Capsicum annuum
Lineage: Eukaryota; Viridiplantae; Streptophyta; Magnoliopsida; Solanales; Solanaceae
Exons: 1
Coding region: 1-528 (175 amino acids)
Source: RefSeq, a predicted model, not a curated record